Molecule: messenger RNA, 5152 nt
Organism: Trichobilharzia regenti
Lineage: Eukaryota; Metazoa; Platyhelminthes; Trematoda; Strigeidida; Schistosomatidae
Source: the annotation of a GenBank genome assembly
AUGUUUGGAACACUUUUAGAAAGGCCAAGAAUUAAACCAAUCAUUGAACCGUGUUAUCAUAAAUUACUCGAAAGUUUACACAAUGAAUUGGAUCGAUGUAAACAGAUAUUAGAUCGAAAUGUUGAUAAUCCAAAAUUGUUGAAACAUUCUCUAUCGAAAGCAUUCCCUCCAGCUGCUGGAGCUAUAUCUUGGUCUACUCUCCUGUUGAGACGUAUAAAUUCUAUUAUGGAUCCAAUAGAACUAAUGGAAUAUCCUUUUCGAAAUAAACAUUUAGAAGAAUUUUGUCAAUCAGCUCCAGAGAAAUGUAAUAUCAAUUUAAAAUUACCCUUAUUACGUCGUGAUCCAAAUAAUUCACUGCUAAUCGAGGUUAACUUUGAUAAUCAAUUAGUUGAAGUCUUACGAGAAGUCCACUACUUUCUAAUGCUUAGCGGUGAAUCGAAAUGUGGCGAAAUAUCCCCUGAAAGUAUCGUUUACGAAUUACCCGAAAAGUUAAAAAGCCGUCUACCUCAUUCAACAUUAGAAAUGUAUGAAAAAACUGAAUCUCUGCGGGAAUCUAGGCUUAAGUUAGCUCAAAUACAAUAUGCUUAUAAUUCAAUUAAACAACAGACAACACCGGUUGAAUAUGCUUUAAUCUCAGAUGAAGUGGACACAUUCAAUGAAACAUUGUCACCAGCAUUGAGCACAAUGACAUGGGAGAAUGUGAAUACAGAAUUUAUUGAUAACUCCUUGAAUAUAAUUAGUGCACUUCAAUCAAGAGUGAUAGAAGCAGAGGAGAAUUUCAAAAAUAUUGAACAGCUAAUGUCACAAUGGCGUAAAAUACCCCUAUUUCAAGGAAAAGAACGUAAAUACGAUUGUUAUCUCCCCUUGGAAGAUCGUAUUACUAUAAGAAAUGCUAGAUUUAAAGAAGUUGAUGUGGUUGGUAAGAAAAUACAUGAAUUAAUUAAGCGAAAUCAAGAAUUAUACCGUGCAAAUCCAUCAAGUCCUGAUUGGAAUGCAUAUUUGGAAUCAGCUGAAUAUGUCAUUAUUGAAGGCUUGAUUGAUACAGUCUGUUGUAGCCUGAUGUAUUUAUCAACGCAUACAGAAAAAAUGAAAGUGGAAUUACCAAUUAUGGAGACAAAAUUAGAUUUAGCAGUUGAUCGUCUUGCCUAUUCCCCUGAUGUACAAGAAUCACAGGCUGUAAAUCUUCUAGAAAUAUUCAACAAUUUAAUACAAGACAUCACUGACCAAUCACGUUUAAUCUCAUCGUUAAUUAAUCCUCAGGAUAUAACUCCGACUGUAAGCAAUUCACCAACACCGACAACAAGUCAACCAGGAGGUCAGGUGGAAGGUGGACUACCAUCACAAACAAUGGAAACAGUGAAUGAAACAGCUCCUUCUGAAACUGUACCACCGUUGGCGACAGAACCUUCUGAAGUACCAGAAACAGCAGUGGAAUCAGAACCACAAGCAUCAGCGCCACCAAUUUCAGAGGAGAAAUUAACGGUUCAAGAAUCUGAAGUUGAACAAAAAGUAAAACACAAAACAUCACUGCCAGGACAAGAUGCAACUGAUAUGGAUUCCUAUGAAAAAGUCAAGUCACUCACAGGAUUCUCUCAACAAGUUCUGUUGACACCAGAAGUUACUGAUCUCAUAAAAACAAUCACUGAUCAUAUACGAUCAGCUAUGUACGCUGCAAUGGAUUAUCAACAACAACUGGAGAGUAAUUAUUCCUUUUAUUGGACUGAAGAUCGUACAGAAUUUAUUAAACAAUUUUGUCGUUAUGGUCGUCUAUUAACUAAAGAUGAUAUCGGUCCCACAGGGGAAAUUGAAGCGCAUGAAAAUCCGCCAACGCUAGAUCAAUUUCGUGAACAAAUUAUUAAAUAUGAUCGUGUUUUUGAAGAAGUUGAACGGAUAGAUGAUUCAAAAUUAUUUGAUUCAUGGUUAAAGGCUAAUUUGAAACCAUUUAAACAAUCCCUAUUAUCAGUGAUUAGACAAUGGAGUGAUAAAUUUAAACAAUAUCUUCUUAGUCAUGUUACAACUACUCUUGAGAAUUUACAACAAUUUGUUAAGAAUAGUCAAGCAGAUUUAGAAAUUCCUACAACUGAUAUCGAAUCAGUGGAAUAUAACAAAUUAGUCACAAUACUAGAGCGCUUAAAGUUAAUACGUGAAGCUGAAGAGGCAACAGAUGCUGGUUUUGAACCAUUAAGAGAGACUGUAGCUUUAUUAAAAGAAUUUGGUGAAGAAUUACCUGAGUCAAUGAAUAAAUUAUUAGAAAAUCUUCCAGAUGAAUGGAAUGAUUUAAAGAAUACAGCCAUCAUAACUAAACAAAAAGUUCAACCAUUACAAGAGAAUGAAGUGCAAAAUAUACGUGCACAAUCUGCUCAUUAUGAUUAUGAAUCAGCUAUGCUCAAGCAGAAUUUCGAUUCCUCUGAUGUAUUCGAUUUUAACUGUUUAACAGCAUAUACAGAUUUAGAUGAAUGGAAUCAAAAACUAUUGAAACUUGAACAAGGUGUUGGUGAAAUGCAAAUCUCAGCUAAAUCAUUUGAAGUACGUGAUGUACCAGCUUAUUUAGAUAUGAAAACAAUGCGACGUGGAAUGAAGACAACUAAACGUGUCUGGGAUUAUAUUAACAUGUUUAGAAGUUAUGUAACCAAUUGGAAAACAUCACGAUGGAAAGAAAUUGAUUUUGGUACUAUUGAUGAAGUCAUCCGUGAAAUUUCAAUGGAAAUACGUACAAUGGAUAAAGAAGUUCGUCAAUGGCCAAUGUUUCAAGGUUUAGAGGCUGAAUUAAAAGAUAUUAAUGCAUCAGUAACAGCUGUAAGAGAUCUACAAAAUCCUGCAGUCAAGUCUCGUCAUUGGACAGAAUUAAUGCAAGAAACUGGUCGUCUAAUAGAAAUCACUGAUACAACAACCCUAGCUGAUCUACUAUCAUUAAAUUUGCAUAAAUUCGAAGAAGAAGUACGCGCUAUUGUAUCAAAAUCAUUGAAUGAACAAAAAAUUGAACGUGAUCUUGACAAGAUUGAACAAGUAUGGAGUGAAAUGAAAUUUGAAUAUGAUACACACGAUAGAACAGGUUUGAGUUUACCAAAACAAACAGAUUAUUUAACUACAACCCUUGAAGAAAUACAAGUUAAAGUAUUAGAUAUGUUAGGCAAUCGAGAUAAUGCCUAUUAUAUUGAUAAAAUUAAUUAUUGGCAUAAAACUCUAUCCCUUACUGACCAGGUACUCGCUAUCUGGUUUGAAACACAACGUGUAUGGUCUGGUUUAGAGUCAAUAUUUGUUCUAUGUGAUGAUAUCAAAGCGAAAUUGCCGAAAGAUACAGAAUUAUUUAUGUCACUGGAUAAAGAUUUUCGUGUUCUAAUCGAUGAGAUACAAAGUAAACCAAAAGUGUUAGAUGCUACAACUACACGACUAGAAUUACUCAAUGACAUCCAAAAGGUACGAGAUGGUCUGGCGAUUUGUGAAAAGGCUUUAGCUGAUUAUCUAGAGACAAAACGUCUAGCCUUUCCAAGAUUUUAUUUUGUCUCACAGAAUGAUGUGACUGAUAUUGUUAGCAAUGGAAAAGUCCCGCUGAAAGUGAUACGUCAUUUAUCAAAAUUAUUUGAUAGUAUUUGUAGUCUAACAUUUGCCAAUCCUGAAGCUACAAUUAAACAUGCUACGCAUAUGAUUGCUAAAGAUAGUGAAGUAGUGAAAUUCACAAAAUCAUUUGAUUUACAAGGUCAAGUUGAAGAAUGGUUGAAUAAACUGUUAGAUGAAAUGCGCAACACUCUGCGUCACAUUCUUGCAGAUGCAGUCAGUGCUUAUGAAGAGAAACCAAGAGAUCAAUGGAUAUUUGACUAUCCGGCGCAGAUAGCUUUAACCGGUUCACAAAUCGGUUGGAAUAGUGAAGUGUUGAUUGCAUUUGCUCGACUAGAAGAAGGCUUAGAGAAUGCAAUGAAAGAGUAUAAUAGAAAACAAAUUGCCCAACUGAGUACAUUAAUACAAAUGCUAUUAAUUGAUCUAUGGGAUGAUAAAUCACACGAUUGUUUUGCUAAUAUCUGUGAUGCACAAUUUCGUUAUGCUUAUGAAUAUUUAGGCAAUACACCAAGACUGGUCAUUACACCGUUAACUGAUCGAUGUUAUAUCACACUGACACAAUCACUGCAUUUAUGUAUGAGUGGUGCACCUGCUGGACCAGCUGGCACAGGGAAAACAGAGACAACAAAAGAUUUAGGCCGUGCACUAGGCAUUAUGGUCUAUGUGUUCAAUUGUUCUGAACAAAUGGAUUACAAGUCAAUUGGUAAUAUUUACAAGGGAUUAGCACAGACUGGUGCAUGGGGAUGUUUUGAUGAAUUCAAUCGGAUAGCAGUGGAAGUUUUAUCUGUUGUCGCUGUACAAGUGAAAUGUAUUCAAGAUGCAAUCCGGUUGAAGAAGGAGAAAUUCAAUUUUCUUGGUGAAGUAAUACCACUUGAUCCAGCUGUUGGUCUUUUCAUUACAAUGAAUCCAGGUUAUGCUGGUCGAACAGAACUGCCUGAGAAUUUAAAGGCAUUGUUUAGACCAUGUGCUAUGGUAGUGCCAGAUUUUGAAUUGAUUUGUGAAAUUAUGCUUGUAGCUCAAGGAUUUCUAGAGGCAACUAUAUUGGCGCGUAAAUUUAUUACACUAUAUGAAUUAUGCAAAGAAUUACUUUCGAAACAAGAUCAUUAUGAUUGGGGUUUAAGAGCUAUUAAAUCAGUGUUGGUUGUAGCUGGUGCAUUGAAACGUGGUAAUCCUGAACACACUGAAGAUUCCGUGUUAAUGCGUGCUCUACGAGAUUUCAACAUACCUAAAUUAGUCACUGAAGAUAUGGCUGUAUUUUUAGGUCUUAUAUCUGACUUGUUUCCAAAUUUAGAUGCAUCGCGUAAACGUGAUUUAAAUUUUGAAGCAAAUGUAAAAGCAGCUACUGAAGAUUUAGGCUUACAACCAGAGGAUUCAUUUAUCUUGAAGGUUGUUCAAUUACAAGAACUUUUUGAAGUUAGACAUUCUGUAUUUAUUGUUGGCAAUGCUGGGACGGGUAAAUCACAAGUAUGGAAAACACUUAAGCAUACAUUUAAACUGCAAAAACAGAAACCUGUCGCUAUUGAUUUAGACCCAAAAGCAGUAACAAAUGAUGAGUUAUUCGGUGUUAUCAAUCCAGCAACACGUGAAUGGAAAGAUG